AAAAACUAACCACAACUGCUCUUUCUCUCUCUACAUCACUCUCUCUCCAAUAUGACUUUGUGUGUUUGUCCUAUAAGUUAAGUUAUCAACAAUCAUAACUGUUGCUUAACGCCUCUCUAAUAACCCCCACCCUACCUUUUCCAUUUCCGUUUCUCAUCUCUUCUCUUCAAAUCACACACUCUCUCUACCUUUCUCUCAUCAAUGGACACUCCUCAUUCCCCUUCUUCCUGUUCCUCUUCCUCCUCCUCCUCCUAUUCAUGGGAAGGACACGCUGCCGACACAAUCAGUUUAGAGCCAGAAGAGCCGCAAACGCCGAUAGCCGUCCGGCGUGCUCUUCAGCUUUUGAAAUCCGGCUUGCCGGAGUUACGUCUCCAAGCCGCUCGCGACAUCCGGAAACUCACGAAAACCUCGCAGCGGUGUCGGCGUCAGCUUUCUGAAUCUGUCGGUCCACUCGUUUCUAUGCUCCGAGUCGACUCGGCCGAGUCACAUGAACCAGCGCUUCUCGCUUUGCUUAAUCUCGCCGUCAAAGAUGAAAAGAAUAAAAUCAAGAUUGUGGAGGCCGGAGCAUUAGAACCAAUACUUAGUUUCCUCAAGUCACAAAAUCCAAAUCUUCAGGCAUCUGCAACCGCGGCUUUGCUCACACUAUCUGCUUCUUCAACCAACAAACCAAUUAUUAGUGCUUCUGGCGCUAUUCCCCUUCUUGUGGAGAUUCUUAGAGACGGGAGCCCACAGGCGAAAGCUGAUGCAGUAAUGGCUCUCUCUAAUUUAUCAACAUACCCUAAUAAUCUUAGCAUUAUUCUUGAAACAAAUCCAAUCCCUUUCAUAGUUGAUAUCCUCAAAACUUGCAAAAAGUCCUCCAAAACAGCUGAAAAAUGCUGUGCUUUGAUAGAAACUUUAGUGGAUUAUGAUCAAUGCAGAACUGUCUUGACAUCUGAAGAAGGUGGGAUUCUUGCAGUUGUGGAGGUUCUCGAAAACGGAACUCUCCAAAGUAGGGAGCAUGCCGUUGGAACACUAUUGACACUGUGCCAAAGCGAUCGAUGUAAAUACAGGGAACCGAUUCUUAGAGAAGGUGUCAUUCCAGGACUACUUGAGCUCACUGUUCAAGGAACACCUAAGUCUCAGAUAAAAGCGCGCACCCUUUUGCAACUACUAAGAGAAUCUCCUUAUCCAAGAUCUGAAAUUCAACCCGACACUCUCGAGAAUAUAGUAUGCAACAUCAUCUCUCAGAUUGACGGGGAUGAUCAAUCUGGUAAAGCAAAGAAGAUGCUGGCUGAGAUGGUUCAAGUCAGCAUGGAACAGAGUCUGCGACAUUUACAGCAAAGGGCACUCGUGUGCACCCCAAGUGAUCUCCCCAUAGCUGGCGCUUCUGAAGUUUCUUUUAAGUAAUAGUUGAAGUUGGCCAACAGAUUAUCUUUUCCCUCAUCUUCUCCCCCUCUUUUGUUUUCUACUUGGGGCUUGUGAGAUAAAAUUUCCAUAUAAAAAAGGAAUUAAAGGGAAUAAUACAUUAUGAAUUAUGCCAGUCCAGGCCAUUGUGGAGGUAUCGAGUCGAGUGACUGGUAAUUGUCAAUAAAUUAAGUUGUAAUACAUUAAGAAACAUGGUUUUGUAGUUGAUUUGUAAAGAAACUGUUGUAUAAAACUGUAUUAGUAAAGGUUCUUUGUUCUGUUA
Messenger RNA from Lathyrus oleraceus (garden pea), 1666 nucleotides. RefSeq names its product U-box domain-containing protein 4. NCBI's taxonomy places the organism in Eukaryota, Viridiplantae, Streptophyta, Magnoliopsida, Fabales, Fabaceae. Bases 202 to 1386 code for a protein of 394 amino acids. The record is from RefSeq and is a predicted model, not a curated record. Gene Ontology annotation, molecular function: protein binding. The transcript is spliced from 2 exons.